CGAAAUGGCGUCGAAAAUUAAGGCCGGACCGGUGGUGGACAUUCUGGGCGAUGAGAUGACCCGCAUAAUCUGGGACUCGAUCAAGGAGAAGUUGAUCCUCCCAUUCCUCGACAUCGAGCUGCACACGUACGAUCUGGGGAUGGAAAAUCGCGACGCAACGAACGACCAGGUAACGGUGGACUGUGCGGAAGCGGUCAAGCGCUACAAUGUGGGCAUCAAGUGCGCCACCAUCACGCCGGACGAGGCACGCGUAGAAGAGUUUAAGCUGAAGCAGAUGUGGCGUUCGCCGAACGGCACGAUCCGUAACAUUCUCGGUGGUACAGUGUUCCGGGAGGCGAUCAUCUGCAAGAACAUUCCGCGGCUUGUCCCCGGAUGGGAGAAGCCCAUCAUUAUCGGUCGUCAUGCUCACGGUGAUCAGUACAAGGCGACGGACUUUGUGGUGCCCGGACCGGGUAAGCUGGAGAUGAAGUUUACCCCGGCCGACGGUAGCGAACCGCAGACGUACGUGGUGAACGAGUACAAGAGUCCGGGUGUUGCGAUGGGCAUGUACAAUCUGGAUGAUUCGAUUCGUGAUUUUGCUCACUCGUCGUUCAAGGUGGCGCUGGAUCGCAACUACCCGCUGUACCUGAGCACCAAGAACACGAUCCUGAAGCGGUACGACGGACGGUUCAAGGACAUUUUCCAGGAAAUCUACGACAAAGACUACAAGAAGCAGUUCGAGGCGCAGGGCAUCUGGUACGAGCAUCGGCUGAUUGACGAUAUGGUUGCGUACUGCAUGAAGGCCGAGGGUGGCUUUGUGUGGGCUUGCAAGAACUACGACGGCGAUGUGCAGUCGGAUACAGUUGCCCAAGGUUUUGGAUCUCUUGGACUGAUGACGUCGGUGCUGGUGUGCCCGGACGGGCGUACGGUCGAAUCGGAAGCCGCCCACGGUACCGUUACGCGGCACUACCGUCAGCAUCAGCAGGGCAAGGAAACGUCCACCAAUCCGAUUGCGUCGAUCUUUGCCUGGACGCGCGGGCUGCUGCAUCGGGCUAAGCUGGACGAUAAUGCCGAGCUGAAGAAGUUCGCCGAAACGCUCGAGAAGGUGUGCAUCGACACGAUCGAGUCGGGCUUCAUGACCAAAGAUUUGGCCAUCUGCAUCAAGGGCAUGGCGAAUGUGAAGCGCGCAGAUUACAUGGAAACGUUCGAGUUUAUGAACAAGCUGGGCGAGAAUCUGCAGGUGGCCCUCACGCAGAGUCGGCUGUAAGGAUCGGUUUUUGGU
Anopheles maculipalpis is the source of this 1261-nucleotide messenger RNA. It is a transcript of the gene Idh, whose product is annotated as isocitrate dehydrogenase [NADP] cytoplasmic. The record is from RefSeq and is a predicted model, not a curated record. Bases 5 to 1246 code for a protein of 413 amino acids. Gene Ontology annotation, cellular component: cytosol; peroxisome; mitochondrion. Gene Ontology annotation, biological process: isocitrate metabolic process. Gene Ontology annotation, molecular function: NAD binding; isocitrate dehydrogenase (NADP+) activity; magnesium ion binding. Lineage: Eukaryota; Metazoa; Arthropoda; Insecta; Diptera; Culicidae. The transcript has a single exon.